Cylicostephanus goldi is the source of this 4839-nucleotide messenger RNA. NCBI's taxonomy places the organism in Eukaryota, Metazoa, Nematoda, Chromadorea, Rhabditida, Strongylidae. The record is from the annotation of a GenBank genome assembly.
UUAGCAAAAACCAAGGUGGCAUACCAAGGCGAAGAUAAGAAAAUACCUAACAAACUCGCCAUAGACUUCUUCAUAAAAGGCUUGCGACCCGAUAUUCGUAGGGCCGUCCGAAGACUUCCCGACCCGCCAGAUUUUGAAACCGCGCUCGCUAAUGCAGAAAAGGAGCAACGAAUUCUAGAGCAAGAGUAUCGCGAAGAAAAAGAAAUUCUAGAAAGCAUCAACUCGCUUGUACUCGAUCAAAAAGUAGAAGAGUUAACCGAACAAGUUAACAGCCUUCAACAAGUAAAUCGCAAUCGGCCCAAGAGCCCCGCACAAGAACGUCCACGCGCUAUAGUACGAUUUCAAUCCAAUGCGCGCCCGAAUCAAAACUAUCGGCAGCGAUCAGCAACGCCAUUCCGCCCGCGAACCCAGAUAAAUCCUCCGCGCCAACUACGUUUUGUGCCUAGAAGAAUAUUUCCAAACCCACGCUUUUGGAGCCGCCGCCCUCGCAAUGUUCCUUUCCGCUUCUUCAAUCAGCCCUAUGUUCCGUACCCGCCUUACGCUCAGCCAAUACCUUAUGUUGCUCCUAAUCAAGCUGCAGGACCAGCUAUAGCGAACGCUCCGCAAUACUAUCAAACGUCAAGCAGAUUCCCUUCAACAGCGCAAAAUGUCAACUUUCUGUGCAUAUUAGCAAUUAUAGCUGCAUGCCUAAUCAACCCAAUAGUAGCUUUCCAAAUCUGUGGUAGUAGUUCCUUUCCUAACGUGCUCUCACUACCAAAACAAGUGCAGUGCACAGCAACGACGGAAGAGCCUAUGAUCGAAACAAAUAUACAACUAUUCGGCGAAACUAGCAAACCUUUGCAGCUAACGGCGCAUAAAUGUUACAGAGAUGUAAUUAAAGUCUCCGUACAUAACUUCCUCUAUAUAAGAACCAGGCGCACCGUAAUAGGCCGCCAACGCAUAUCAAUUUCAAAAGAAGAUUGCGAGCUAGCCAAAACAACCAACACUAUUCACGGGCAUCCUCUAGUUGAAGUUUCACCUGGACUAAAGAUAACCAGAGAGAUAGAGGAUGAAAAUUCAUCGCUCCCUCUCUGGGGCACGAACUUGUAUUUGCGCAGCCUGUAUUCCAUUGAAGAAGGCCAGAUAGCUUCAUUUAACGGCGAAACCAUGCUUAGCACUUUAGGAAAUCUAAACAACUGUACUAUUUCCGAUGGCGUUUGCCUCACACCCAACGAAGUUAUUAUCUGGGAACCCAUAGAAGUUGUACCGUGGUGCAGAUACACUUCUAUAGGCAACUUCGACGCGCUAGUAAGCAUGAAAUUUAUCCUCAUACUCGAACACGAGUUAGCAUUCGAGUUCAGCAACGAUCAUUUGCUUCGCACGCAGUUACUAAGACAUUGCAGCAUAACUAAUAGCUACUUGACCACAUCCAAUCAUCUUAUCUCCUUCCCAAAUAUACCACCAAAUACAAUGGUGCAAGACUUCAUUUUGGAAACCUCUUACAAUUUCAAAAGAAAGCGCGAAGUGAAAUAUCUUACUGAUGCCGAGAACAGACAGUCUCGAUACGAACUAGUACCCGCGCAAACCCUACCAAUAGCUCGAAGGAUUUUCGGCAGUGAUAUUCAAAGCUUACCAGCUUUUGAAACUCAACCCAUCACGCACAUCCUCCUGCUAAGAGAAAUCAAACUCUGGAACAUCACUAACGCGGACUUCCUUCGCAGAAGUCGUAUGUAUCUAUUCGAAGACAUACGUACGAAUGUUCUUCGUACCAUUCGCUAUGCCGAAUAUCGCUAUCGCCAGAUUUCUUGGCUUCGAUCCAUCGAAACAAAGAGACCUUUGAACUACGCCGAGACCGCACUCCUUCAAGACCUCGAACAUGGCAUAACAGACGUUUUCGACGAAUAUCUUUCCAAAGAAUUCGGCACAAUUGGAAUGGAUAUCGAUCAGGAUCCUGCAAGGCUGAAAGCUAAACCAGCACCAUUCUUCCAACCAGAAGAUCUGAAGAAAGUGAAUGUCACUAACCAGAUAGAAGCUGAUCCCUAUGCGCAGGCAGAACGAGAACGAGAACGCCUCAAAAGCAGUACAUCAACCAGCACUGCAUUACCUCCGAAGGUAACAACUACGGCGCCUACUACUACUUCCACGACUGCGUCCACAACUCUCAAAGCCACCCAACCAACAGCUAAAUAUACAACAACCACUUCGUCCGCCAUAACGAUGCCAUUCGUCACUCGUCCACCUGUGGUCAUACCACCGUAUGUCCAUAUAAUCCCGGAGAGCAAAUCACUCAAUCCGAUAAGUCCAUUUACUACAAGCCAGAGGACAACGAUCGCCUCUACUCCCACGACAACGACAACCAGUACAACCAAAAUGUCUACGACUCAGUCACGUCCGACAACCACUACCAAGGCAACUACUACGACUGCCACAUCCACAAGGCCUCCCGUCAAGAGGACGACGACCAGUAUCAUUCAAACGAUUACUCCAAGGAUACCAACAACGACGUCACCAUCCAGCACUACUCCUAUCAAAGCUGUUUUGACUUUCGAGAAACUAAUCCCACUGCCUCCAUCCGAAUAUCAUAAUCCACCUCUACAUAGACAGUUCAAACGGACAAACUCCGCCUCUUCAAACUCAGCCGAUUAUCAGCUCAGUUCAGUCAACAUCCGCCGUGAAUUUAACAACAUAUGCGUAAGACAGUUCCUGAAUAACCAAAGACUUCACGAGCUCAGCCGCGCUGACCCUACCUGGGCAGCAAGAAUCCUAUUGGGAACUUCAGACGUCGUGGCUACAUUGACCGAUGACGAACUUCUAGUUUCAAGAUGCAGGAAGGUAGAACCAACCGAAGUGUAUUCCAAUCACCAGGUCAACCAAACGUGUUACGAUCUACUACCGGUCCUGGUGGAAGACCAAUUAUGGUUUGCAGUCCCUGGAACGGGAGACUUGGUUCAAUCGUCUACCGAAAUCCCUUGCCCUUACAUAACCAAUGUGAACGGACAAGUUCAACCGAUGUUGCCUCCGAAUGUACUUCUAAGCGACAACGUGCAACCAUUCCUCUUCAAAUCACCGCCUAUCUACCAUCAUAUAAUGCAAAACUACGCGCCUACUAUUCGACACCAAAUUGACGCACUGCAGCACGAAUAUGCAGCCAUGCAAAACCGUCUGCAAAGACGAGGAAUCUUGGACGACACACUUCUCAAAAUCAAGGACGUUAAGAACUCUAUAGGAGAAUCGCUCUCUUCAAUCUACGACAAAACUACAACUAAGCUCACAGAUGGCAUAGAAAACAUAAGAUGGUCCCUCAUCUCCUUGUUACUGUGGAUAACUAUACCAGCGCUAGCAGGCAUCAUUCUAGUCGCCAUAUGCAUCUGUUGCGUGAAACUGUACUUCAUACGAACAGCUUCCAACACGGCAGCUUCAGCCAUGUUUGAGAUGGCAAGUAAUCUCUCAAAAAGAAGACGCGUCAGAACUCAACCAGCAGUCAAUUCUCUAUUGAUAGAGCUACCUCCUCAAGAACCUCUCUUCGUCCCUCGCAUUUACGCAAUACCCUUCGCGACUAAUCAUGUUCAAAAUCCUUUACCGUAUGUUAGGAUAGCACUAAAUCAAUUUUCUACGCCAGCCCUAGUUGAUAGCGGAGCCACCAUUUCUUAUAUGAGACAGUCCACUCUCUACGCGCUUGGACCACAUUUGAAAAUCGAUGAGCACCAUGUUAAAGCGCAAGCAGCUAAUGGAUCUCAUAUAGCGCUCUCAGCGUCAGUAACCGUUAACGUAAAUAUAGGAACUCAUACAAUUCCUCAUCGCUUCCUCGUAUCGCAAGACAAUCAAUGUCCCGCACCAGUUUUGCUUGGCACAGACUUUAUCAAAAAAUUAAACCAGCUGGGACUAAAAGUGACUAUCGAUCUGCACAACAACCUGCUCACGAUAGGCAGCGACGCUCACAAUAUGAUUCAAAUCAAUGCCAUCAACUUCCUAGAAGUCAAACCGUAUGAUGUGCGCCUUUUGCACACCACGAUUCUACCAAAAAGGUCCUCGUCGAUAGUUCCAGCUUUAAUCGACAACCACUCCGCCGAUAACCCCUUCGACUUCCUCAUCGAAGACAAUCAAAGGGACAUAGAUCUCUUAUACGUCGUGGGUCGUUCCUUAGUACACCCUUCCAACGACGGGAUAUGUCUAAUAAACAUACUGAAUCCCUCCUGCACGGAUAUCAGAUUAUAUGAACGAAUGAGAGUAGCUUUCGCUACUCCUGUUUCUUCUCCAAUGGAACAAAUACUUGCUGUUCAAAGCGAAUACAUUCCUCCGGAAGCUAACUGGGAAGAAAGGAUACCACAUUUUCCGAUUCAGCCAGCCAUCGGUUACGAUAUUGCCAAGGAGAUAGAUCUAACUAAAUCUGCACUAACGACUAACCAGAAGGAGCAAUUGAUAACUAUCAUUCGCCACCACGCUCAAGCAUUCGUCGGACCCGACGGACAUUUGGGUCACUAUAAUGGACCAAUUCGUCACCGUAUAGACCUCGUCGACAACGCUCCUAUUCCUACCAGAAAGAUCUACCGUGUCCCACUCGAAAAAAGAACCGAAAUUGAGCAACAAAUCACUCAGAUGCUCAAAGAUGGAAUAAUCCGCGAAUCCGCAUCUCCCUUUUGCGCUCCCAUAGUUCUGGUACGUAAAAGAGACGCAAACUCAUGGAGAUUCACGAUCGACUUCCGAGGCUUAAACGCAAUAACGAAGCCACAGCAGUCUAUACUCCCUAAUAUCCAAGAUAUUAUCGAUCUAUGCGCCAACAAUUGUCUGUACUCAUCCCUUGAUUUCCAACAAGGCUUCCAUCAGAUUCCGCUGGAAGAGUCUCACUGCGAAAGAACUGCA